UUCCCGUUUGAUCCCCAUCCUCCAAAAUUUUCCAACCAAGAUGUUCCGGUGCCGAAAACGCAUCAAUGUCUAUGUGCCGCCGAUCAGUAGUUUUCCGGAAUAUAGUUUGCUGGGCGGCUAUGGACUCCAGGACCGAAUCGAGUUGCCCAAGUCCACAGAGGUCCUUGAGGAUGUCCUUGGAGAGCGGGAGCCGCAUUUCCUCUAUGUAAUCGAUGGCCGAGGACGACUUUUGGAGCAGAUGCGAUUCUACGGCGACGAUUACCGAUUGGCCCUGAGGGAGUCCUUCGCCCAAAAGGACCCCAUCCAUCCGGAUAAUGGUGCAGUUGUGGUAUCCCCAAGUAUGGAUCCCUUGAGCGAGAACCCUCCAAUAAAAUCUACGGAAUCAGUAGCAUUCCAUCACUGA
Messenger RNA from Drosophila rhopaloa, 403 nucleotides. RefSeq lists its product as uncharacterized. The record is from RefSeq and is a predicted model, not a curated record. Lineage: Eukaryota; Metazoa; Arthropoda; Insecta; Diptera; Drosophilidae. Bases 41 to 403 code for a protein of 120 amino acids. The transcript has a single exon.